This is a messenger RNA of Arabis nemorensis, 339 nucleotides long. The record is from the annotation of a GenBank genome assembly. Lineage: Eukaryota; Viridiplantae; Streptophyta; Magnoliopsida; Brassicales; Brassicaceae.
AUGGCAGUCUCUUUUCCUCGUCUUCCGAGAUGGUUAUGUGGUGGUAACAGUAAAGAGAGAGAUAAGAAAGAGUCAAUAACACCAAAAGGGUCUUCUUCACUUAAUCCAUCACUCAAGAAGAAUGAUCCAGAGUGGUCAAUUGGUUGGGUUGAGCCACAUGGACCAGGUUUUAAAAGUGAGGAUGAUGAUGAUUGUGGUGGGUUUGUGGUUUUGGUUCCUUGUUACAAGAAAGUGUUGGAUGGUUCAGGGAAUCUGAUUCCUACUAAUGGCUUCUUCUCUCCUCCUGCUCCUGAUGGGAAGAGUAUGGAACAGUGGCUGUCGUCUAUGGGGAAGCUAUAA